This is a messenger RNA of Juglans microcarpa x Juglans regia, 1813 nucleotides long. RefSeq names its product vacuolar protein sorting-associated protein 9A-like. The transcript is spliced from 5 exons. Bases 165 to 1547 code for a protein of 460 amino acids. Gene Ontology annotation, cellular component: cytosol; endocytic vesicle. The record is from RefSeq and is a predicted model, not a curated record. Gene Ontology annotation, molecular function: small GTPase binding; guanyl-nucleotide exchange factor activity. NCBI's taxonomy places the organism in Eukaryota, Viridiplantae, Streptophyta, Magnoliopsida, Fagales, Juglandaceae. Gene Ontology annotation, biological process: vesicle-mediated transport.
AAUUAUCCAAGCACCAAGCUACUCACUCCAUUUUUACGAACUCUCUUUCCUUGGAACCAUUUUUUUUUAAUCAGUAACUCUGCUUCCAUAAACUGGCCUAGUAAUCUGUAAUCACUCCUUGAAAGCUCAGGUUUUGACACAAUCGAACGGGGGUGCGUGGGUGGAUGGAGAACGCCGACGUUUUCCUGGGUCUCCACGACUUUCUGGAGCGCAUGCGACAACCUUCCGCAGCAGAUUUCGUCAAAUCUAUCAAAAGUUUUAUCGUCUCAUUUUCAAACAAUGCUCCUGAUCCAGAGAAGGACGGUGCUGCAGUACAGGAGUUCCUUGUCAAUAUGGAAGCAGCUUUCAGGGUUCAUCCACUUUGGUCUGGUUGCUCAGAGGAGGAGCUGGAGAGUUCUGGGGAAGGACUAGAGAAGUAUGUCAUGACAAAGUUAUUUCCUCGUGUAUUUGCUUCACAUCCAAGUGAUGUAAAACUUGAUGACCAACUUUUUGAGAAGACCGCUUUGAUUCAACAAUUCAUUCGACCAGAAAAUUUGGAUAUUAAACCAACCUUUCAAAACGAAACAUCAUGGCUACUUGCACAGAAAGAACUGCAGAAGAUCAAUAUGUACAAGGCUCCUAGAGACAAGCUUGUUUGUAUCCUUAAUUGUUGCAAGGUUAUCGGUAACUUACUGCUUAAUGCUUCUAUUGCUUCAAAUGAGAACCCCCCUGGAGCUGAUGAAUUUCUUCCUGUCCUGAUUUACGUUACUAUAAAGGCAAACCCUCCGCAACUGCACUCCAAUUUGUUGUAUAUUCAAAGGUACAGGCAGCAAUCUCGAUUAGUUGCGGAAUCAGCAUAUUUUUUUACGAACAUGCUGUCUGCUGAGUCUUUCAUCUCCAACAUUGAUGCAAAGACGCUCUCCAUGGAUGAAAUUGAGUUUGAAAAGAACAUGGAGUCUGCUCGAGCACUUCUUUCUGGACUCUCAGCUGAUUGGGAUGGCCAGUCUGAUCAAAGUGAUAGAAAUGCAGCAGACGUGUCUACAGCAGAACAUGUGGAUCCUAAACAUUCAUCUUUUAAUGUUUCUAAUGAUGGGGAUUCCGCAACUCGAGAUCCGUUAUCAGUGACAAAAACUCCAUCCCUCUCCGAUUUGGAGAACAAAGGGGCAAUUAUGCUUUUGAAGGAGGAUAUGGUUAGCCAAGUCUUUCGGGAUUAUCCAUAUUUGUUUGCUCAUGUUGGUGAUCUAACAAUCGACAAUAUAGAAGACCUGCUGAACAAUUACAAACAACUUGUUUUCAAGUAUGUUUGUCUUUCCAAAGGGAUGGGUGCUACUACUCCUUCUCCUUUGCCCAGUUCUCAAACUCAGAAACUGCAGCAUAGAGUUGUUACCGAUAAAGAACCUGGAGAUACUAGUAGUGUAGAACCAAAUGAUGAUUCAAAAGAGCAUACCAGGGAAGAUGAUGGUUCAAAUAAAGUUCCUUUAUUACAGGAGGAUAUUCUUGAAUCCAAGUUGCCACAGGAUGAAGCAUUUUCAGCUCAAGGUGGGGGAAAUGAUGAGACUUCUCAAUGAUGUUUCUCUUAAAACAUGUUUCUUGUAAAAGUAAGUUGAAUUACAAAGGGAAAAAAAAGGCAGUCACCGAGCCAUUUUCUUUCCCUUUUCAUGAAGUGAAUGAGAAGCUCUUUUUUAAGCUUUAACUUUCUUUGGCAAUGAGUGACGGCCGUACGCAGAAAAAUCCGGAAUGGAAGAGGGUAGAAUUUGAUGGCAAUGCAUUACAUAACAUUCCAUGAAGAUGUAAAACAUUCUUGUCAAGGAGAAAUGUUUGAUUUACAUAGAAA